This is a messenger RNA of Ostreococcus tauri, 909 nucleotides long. RefSeq names its product HAD hydrolase, subfamily IA. The coding region runs from base 1 to 909 and encodes 302 amino acids. Gene Ontology annotation, molecular function: hydrolase activity. NCBI's taxonomy places the organism in Eukaryota, Viridiplantae, Chlorophyta, Mamiellophyceae, Mamiellales, Bathycoccaceae. The record is from RefSeq and is a predicted model, not a curated record. The transcript has a single exon.
AUGGCGACGGUGCGAACGGGCGCGUCGACGACGACGACGCGCGGGUGGACGCGCGGGCGCGGUGGUGGACAGCGCGCGCGCGCGGCGACGCUGGCGCGGGCGUCGAACACGACGAACGCGCGAUUCGCGUUGUUGUUCGACUGCGACGGGGUCAUCGUGGAGACGGAGGAGCUCCAUCGCAUGGCGUAUAACGGCGCGUUCGAGGCGUUUGGGUUGACGAUCGGUGAUGCGGCGUUGAAUUGGAGCGUGGAGUAUUACGAUGUGUUGCAGAAUACCGUGGGCGGGGGGAAGCCGAAGAUGAAGUGGCACUUUAAGGAGAACGGAUGGCCGAAUACGCCGAACGCGCCGGCGCCGGAGAGCGACGCGGAUCGAGACGCGCUCGUGGACGCGCUGCAGGAUAAGAAGACGGAGAUCUAUAAGAAGAUCGUCGAGGAGGUGGCGGUGGCGCGUCCGGGUAUUUUGGAAUUGAUGGACGAGGCGAUCGCGGACCCGUCGAUCGCGGUCGGGAUCUGCAGCGCCGCCACCAAGGCGGGUUUCGAAAAGGUCGUCAACUCCGUCGUGGGUCAGGAACGCCUCUCUAAGCUCGACGUCCUCAUGGCUGGCGACGACGUGACGAAGAAGAAACCCGAUCCUCUGAUUUAUAACCUCGCUCGGGACAAGGUCGGGCUCCCGGCGAGUAAGUGCCUCGUGAUCGAGGACUCCAUCGUCGGCUUGCGCGCCGCCGUCGGGGCGAACAUGCCGUGCCUCAUCACCCCGUGCGGCUCCAACCAAGACGCCGAUUUCAUGGGCGAGGGCGCUUCGUGCGUCGUCAGCGACGUCUCCGAGGUACGACUCGCGAUGUUAUUCCCCGAAAACGCCCAAGAACCGCAGUUCGACGGCGUCAAGGGCGUAUCAAACGUCCGCGCGUGA